Hibiscus syriacus is the source of this 1537-nucleotide messenger RNA. Its product is annotated as putative pumilio homolog 8, chloroplastic. Lineage: Eukaryota; Viridiplantae; Streptophyta; Magnoliopsida; Malvales; Malvaceae. The record is from RefSeq and is a predicted model, not a curated record. Gene Ontology annotation, biological process: post-transcriptional regulation of gene expression. Gene Ontology annotation, cellular component: cytoplasm. The coding region runs from base 12 to 1418 and encodes 468 amino acids. The transcript has 5 exons. Gene Ontology annotation, molecular function: mRNA binding.
UAAGGGCUUCUAUGAGUAAGCUUUCGGUGAACGAUGCUUUAGUCCAUGGAAAACGAAACGGUCUGAAUUGGAAUGGAGGUCAUGCUUGUCCCAGGUUGAUUCAAGCAACCCCUCGUGCAAGCGCCGAAAAUCUGCUACAUCGUGGGCUGCCACAAGCCAAUGGGAUGGCUAGGGGACACUCAAAUGCUAGAAUCCCACUCGAAGGUCUCGAGGAUUUUACUAGAGAAGAUAGUUUUGUUAUUCAAGGGGAGAGUUUAAAUUAUAUGAUCCAUAAGGGACUUGAUUGUCCAAGGGAGCAAAACAAGGGUUUUCUGCAGGAGAUCUGUGCGAGUAAGCCUCAAGAGAGAAGCUCGCAGCUGGAUGGUUGGUCUCAAAUGGCAGCAGCUGGUGGAAAUGCUAAGAAUUCUAAGUUAUAUAGCCAUUUCUCUUUGCCACCGAAGUGUAACUCUUUGGCAGAAGCUCAUGGAUACAUAUACUUAAUAGCAAAAGAUCAACAUGGCUGUCGGUUCUUACAGCGGGUAUUUGAUGAGGGUUCCCAGCUGGAUGUGCAAAUAAUAUUUAAGGAGAUCAUUGAUCAUGUAGUUGAACUUAUGAUGAACCCUUGUGGGAACUAUCUCAUGCAGAAGUUAUUAGAAGUAUGUGAUGAAGAACAGAGAAUGCAGAUUCUAUUAAUGGUUACGGAAGAACCAGGGCAACUUGUCAAAAUAUCUCUGAACACUCAUGGCACUCGUGUAGUUCAAAAGUUGAUCGAGAGUCUCAAAACCAGGCAGCAAAUUUCACUGGUUAUAUCAGCCCUUGAGCCUGGGUUCCUAUCUCUCAUAAAGGACCUUAAUGGAAAUCAUGUUCUGCAGCGUUGCUUGCAAUGUCUUACUAGUGAAGAUAACAAGUUUAUCUUUGUUGACGCUGCAAAGUACUGUGUUGAUAUUGCAACCCAUCAACAUGGCUGUUGCGUCUUGCAACGAUGCAUUAGCCACUCAACUGGGGAAUAUCGAGAAAAGUUGGUUGAAGAAAUAUCCACCAAUGGGCUUCUACUUGCACAGGAUGCAUAUGGAAAUUAUGUUGUUCAGUUUAUCUUGGAGUUAAAAAUCCCAUCUGCCACUUCAACUUUGAUUUCUCAAUUCGAAGGGAACUAUGUGCACCUCUCAUCGCAAAAGUUCAGCAGUCAUGUGGUUGAAAGGUGUCUUGUGGUAUUAAAUGACGAAAGCCGGGCAAGAAUCAUUCGUGAAUUGCUUUCUGCUACUCACUUCGAACGAUUACUACAAGAUCCGCAUGCAAACUAUGUUGUGCAAACUGCUCUCCGUGUGUCCGAGGGACCUAUGCACAACUCACUCGUCGAUGCAAUCGGAUCCAGGAAAGCAAUCUCGCGGAGCAGCCCAUAUUCCAAGAGGAUUUUCUCUCAGAAGCUUAUGAAGAAGUGAUGUAAAUGCCCCUUGUCUCUCUCUGUAAGAAGCAAUGCUUUUUCCUUGUUUUUGUUGUUCUGGUGGAUUUAACCAUAAAAAGGCACGGUGAACAUGUGUUGUCGCCCAUCUUCUCUGAA